This is a messenger RNA of Chironomus riparius, 494 nucleotides long. The record is from the annotation of a GenBank genome assembly. Lineage: Eukaryota; Metazoa; Arthropoda; Insecta; Diptera; Chironomidae.
CAAAAUUAAUGUUGACAUUUUUUUUAAAAUUCUCAGUAAAAAUGAACAUCGAAGAUCUGAAAGUUGAGCUUUAUGACAGCAACAAGCAUAACGGAACUGUAAAAUGUAAAAUCUGUUAUUUGAAAUUUCUGGACGAUGAGAAAAUUUGCAUCCUUACGUGUCAACACACUUUCCAUCAUUCUUGCUUCAAUGUUUAUGUGAAAAGUAAAUCAUCGUGUCCAGAAUGUCAAAUGGAGGUUAUAGAUACAAGAAACAGCCGAAGUUUGGUAAAGUCUAAUGGAAACAGACGUACAAGAAGUUCAAGGAGAAGACAGAGAAGAUCAAGAACAAGAUCGACAUCCUUAGAGCUUGCGUAUAUUCAUGUUAAACCACGUGUGAGUGGCUCACCAACAAGACAAAGAAGGUAUCAACAAUUAGACACAGAAUUAUGGGGACGAGAAAGUCAAGCUGGAACACCAGACUCAAACUUUAAUUUGAUUUAAUAAUGAAUUUGA